Molecule: messenger RNA, 1310 nt
Organism: Tuber melanosporum (Perigord truffle)
Lineage: Eukaryota; Fungi; Ascomycota; Pezizomycetes; Pezizales; Tuberaceae
Exons: 3
Coding region: 128-910 (260 amino acids)
Biological process (GO): endoplasmic reticulum to Golgi vesicle-mediated transport
Cellular component (GO): membrane; trans-Golgi network
Source: RefSeq, a predicted model, not a curated record
CUUCAGGCCGGUUCCAAACAGCUUCCGCAACCAGCCAACCAGUCAAUAUCGCCAUCGUGAGAGGUUGCUUGGUGAUAACCGGUAUCUGGAAAUAACUACCAGACCUUUAGCUAAAAGGAAUAGCAUCAUGGCUUCGAGCUCUAACAUAAACCCCUAUGAUAACUAUGAGUCUAGCAGGAUCGAAGAUGUCAUCGACCCGGAUGAUCUCAACGUCGAUGAUGACGACCCGCUCGAAGCAACCUCCGCUACCACCCCGCUAAAUCCCACACACCUCACCUCCGCCAUUCCCGGCGAAGACCGCCGUGCGCCAAACAACACCUUGGACGAAUCAAUCUGGGACACGCUUUCCCGCGAUGUCUUUGCCGUCUGGGAGAAGAUGAAAGCGGUCCUAUGGCCGAAGUUCACUUUUAAGAAGUGGCCCGACGCAAACGACGUUCUAGAGUCCGGCGGCGGCUUCGGCAACGGUGGGGGCAGAGGGGCUGCAGUUAUUGGGGAUUGGGACCUUUGGGGCCCAUUAGUAUUCUGCUUGGCUCUCAGUACGCUGUUGAGUUUUUCGGCGAGCGAUUCGCAGACUACGCAAGUGUUUGCUGGGGUUUUCUCUAUGGUUUGGAUUGGGGAGGCGGUGGUUACGGCGCAGAUUAAGUUGCUUGGGGGGAAUAUUUCUUUCUUCCAGUCGGUUUCUGUUAUCGGAUAUACGUUGUUCCCCGUCGUCAUUUGUGCUCUUCUCUCAGCUCUACAUAUCCCGGCUAUCGCCCGUGUUCCCGUAUACGCUGCCUUGUACCUGUGGUCCCUUGCCGCUGGGGUUAGUAUCCUAGGCGGCAGUGGUGUCGUAAGGAAUAGGGUCGGCUUGGCAGUUUUCCCCCUGGGCAUAUUUUACGGGGGACUAGUCUGCUUGUGCCUGGUUAGCUAGGUAUGAUGAUCCAUUAUUUGAUAGGAUAAUACUACCAAAUUGAUAGGGGUUCUCUCUUUUUUUCUUUUUCUUUUUCCUUUCAUCGUUUCCUUAAACAUUUCGAGGCUUCGCACAUGAUUACGCAGGACAAAGCGUGGCUUGUAUAUAAAUAUUCCUCAAUGGUGGCUCCUUUCUUUUUUCGUUAGAACGGUUUUCUAUGAGACUGAGUGGGUCUUGAAUAUCCUAUGAUUGAAGUCCGCUUGGGAUAGGUAUAGCGUAGUUUCUAGUGCCCAAGCAGGUUUAUGGUCCGUACCUCGCUCAUUUCCAUGGCGCACUAUAUAUUUCCUUCUACCCUCGCUACUGUUACGCAAUAUAUUGGCUUGGAGCUUAGAAAACUCCCUUGGCUAGAAGCUUUCUCGCA